Messenger RNA from Tremella mesenterica DSM 1558, 2391 nucleotides. RefSeq lists its product as uncharacterized. Gene Ontology annotation, molecular function: RNA binding. NCBI's taxonomy places the organism in Eukaryota, Fungi, Basidiomycota, Tremellomycetes, Tremellales, Tremellaceae. The coding region runs from base 1 to 2391 and encodes 796 amino acids. Gene Ontology annotation, cellular component: intracellular anatomical structure; catalytic step 2 spliceosome. The record is from RefSeq and is a predicted model, not a curated record. The transcript is spliced from 12 exons.
AUGGUCUUUUUACAAGCUGAAGCAGGUCCUUCAUCUCUUACAAAAUCCAAAGUAGUCUUACCCGACUCUUCCGAUUCUUCCGACGAUGCUUCCCCCGUACCAACUCCAAUCAUGUCAAAGAAACGCAAGCGUAAAAUGAUCAACGGUUCGUUGAAACAUGAUGAAGAGAUCAAACGUAAGAGGAGAGAUCUAGCUAUCAAUCUACUAGAGACUAGAAAACGCUUACCUUUUUAUAGAGGUGAGGAAGCGAUUUUGAAAGAGAUCAUAGAUCAUGAUACUACCAUAAUAUUAGGUGAAACAGGUUGUGGAAAAUCUACCCAAUUACCUCAACUUUUACGGACACAUCAAAUUUCUCUUGAUCAUUAUCAUCCUAUCGAAAACGGAGAAUUUGUCUCUAGGUUCAAACGUGGACCUAGGAUCGCCAUUACCCAACCGAGGAGAUUACCAACUAUAGCUCUGGCCAAUCGGGUGGCAGCUGAGAUGGGGUCGGUGGUUGGGGGAGAAGUGGGUUAUAGUGUGAGGUUUGAAGAGGCUGUUACGGGAAGUACUAGGGUUAGAUAUAUGACAGAAGGGGUUUUGAUGCGGUGUCCUCAGGAUCAAAGCCCUAAACCUGCCAACGACUCGAUCAAGGUCAAUGGAGAAAGCAAUGGCCAUGAUGAGAAGACUACGGAGGAAGAUGAGGAAGGACCAAACUUACUUUUGAAAUACGACAUCAUUAUCAUUGACGAAGCACAUGAACGAACUCUCAACACCGACUUUCUCUGUGGAGCUCUGAAACGAAUACAACGUUUACGAAAAUCACUUUCCUCUACCCAUCCUGAGUCCAAUGGGACGAUCACAAAUGGUAAUUCUGAAAUACUCCCAAAGAACAAUAGAGGACGAAUCAGACCCCUCAAACUGAUCAUCAUGUCAGCCACUCUGGAUCCUACAAAAUUUCAGAAUUUCUUCGAAACUGGUCGCAACGCACUAAUGGUCAAAGGAAGAGUGUACGAGGUGGACACCCGUCAUGUUCUUCAACCAGUAGAUGACUUUAUUGAAUCUGCCGCUAGACAAGUUCUACAAGUUCAUUGUACGCCAAAAUGUGAGGGAGAUAUUCUGGUUUUCAUGCCUGGUGCGGAGGAGAUUGAGAAUUGUGUAGAGCUGCUCAGAAGGGUAUCAAAGGAGCUUCCACCUGGACAGAUGAAAAUGCAGAUAUUGCCACUUUACAGUGCUCUUCCUCCAUUAGCUCAAGCUAAAAUCUUCGCUCCGCCAAACAAAGAUGUUAGAAGAGUGAUAGUAGCUACCAACAUCGCUGAAACAUCAAUGACUAUACCCGGCGUGACGGUGGUCAUCGAUACCGGAUACAAAAAAGAGAAAGAAUAUAUAUUUCGGAAUUCAGGUUCUAUCGAACAUCUCAAGAAAAAAGAGAUCAGUAAAGCCGCUGCUUGGCAAAGAACAGGAAGAGCGGGUAGAGAAAGAGCAGGACAAUGUUAUAGGUUAUUCACUCAAGAAGUAUUCUCCAAAUUACCCGAAUUUGAUCAACCGGAAAUACAAAGAUGUAAUUUAGCUUCGGCGGUGUUACAGUUGGUAGCUAUGAAAUUAGAUCCUUUUACUUUUGAGUAUAUUGAUAAUCCUGGUAGAGAACCUAUCACCGCUGCUUUCCAAACUCUCGCAGGAUUAGGAGCUCUCUCAGGACCGAAAACCAUAACUCCUCUAGGUCUUGAGAUGCUCCAUUAUCCACUUGACCCAGAACACUCUCGAAUCCUCCUUGCAUCAAUCUCCUUAGGAUGUACUUCAGAAAUCAUCGACAUACUCUCGCUUCUGGUUUCAGGACCAAUAUGGAUAGACAGGGCGAACGACCGUGAAAUAGCCGCUGGGGCAAGGACGAAGUUUGUUCAUCGGGAUGGAGAUCAUAUAACGUCGUUGAACGUCUUUAGAGCGUAUCUCGCCUUGAAGGAACAAAGACAGAAGAAAGGGAAGCAGGAAACCACCAGUUUACCAAAAUGGUGCAAAGAUAAUUUUGUUAAUGGUAAAACCCUCACUGCUGCUGUCAAAGUUCGUGAUCAGCUGAGAGAAUUGGUAAGGAGAGAAGGACAUGAUCCUGAUGUUACUUGUGGUGGAGAGACGGAAAAGGUAGGAAAGGCGUUGAUAAGGGGUUUGUUCAUGAAUACUGCGGUUAUACAACCUGAUGGGAGUUAUCGUCAAACGGCAGGUAGCUUGCCGGUCAAGAUACAUCCUUCGUCAGUGUUGAUGAGUAAGAAAGUACCUGCGAUAGUGUAUGACGAAUUGACCAUCACAUCUUCCAUUUACGCCCGUAACGUAUCUUGCAUCGACCAAAGUUGGUUACUCGAAAUCCCAUGGUUUCAACAAGCUGGAAAUGUUCGUGCUCCUCCUGAAAAAUCAUCUUUAUAA